UCCCUUGCCGCGACGAAAGAAGAAAGCAGUCCGACUCCCGGCCUUUACGCGAGCAGAAAACCCGUCAUAGGAAGCAGGUUAGACAUGGCAACAGCAGGACAUGGGUCUCAUACUGGAGUAGAGCAGAACCGCUAUGAUGGGUCUCCCGCCGAGGUUUUUCAGAUUGCCUGUGACAGCAAAUCAAGCGAUGCUGAACACCAGACGGCAGCACAGAAAGUCAACUUAAAAAACGCCGGUGAGAAACCCUUCAUGUGUGGCGAAUGUGGGUACAGGACAGCUCAUAGGUCUAAUUUAUCCCGACACAUGAGAACCCAUACAGGAGAAAAAUCCUACAAGUGUGACCAGUGCGAGUAUUCCACAAUACGGAAAUCCCAACUUGGCUGCCACAUAGCAACAAAACACGGUGGUGAUAAACCCUACAUGUGUGGGGAGUGUGGGUACCGAACAGUUGAAAAGUCUAAGUUAUCCGUGCAUAUGAGAACCCAUACUGGAGAAAAACCCUACAAGUGUGACCAGUGCAACUAUUCUGCAGCAAAGAAAUACACUUUAGUUGCUCAUCAAGCAACACAUACAGGGGACAAACCCUACAUGUGUGGGGAGUGUGGGUACAGAGCAGCUCAAAGGUCUAGCUUAUCCCAACAUAUGAGAACCCAUACAGGAGAAAAACCCUACAAGUGUGGGGAGUGUGGAUUCAGGGCAGCUCUAAAGUCUGAUUUAGCCCGGCAUAUGAGAACCCAUACAGGAGAAAAACCCUACAAGUGUGACCAGUGCGACUAUUCUGCUACACAGAAAUAUUCUGUGGACAUCCAUAAAGCAGCAAUACACAGUGGCGAGAAACCCUACAUGUGUGGGGAGUGUGGGUACAGGGCAACACAAAGGUCUACUUUAUCCAAACACAUGAGAACGCACACAGGAGAAAAACCCUACAGGUGUGAUCAGUGCGAAUAUUCUACAGCACAGAAAGUCAAUUUGGACAGGCAUAUAGCAGCAAAACACACCCGCGAAAAACCCUUCAUGUGUGGGGAGUGUGGGUUUAGGACAGCUCGGAAGUCAACCUUGUCCAAACACAAGAGAGCCCAUAUGAAUGACCAAACAGUCAGAUUUGACAGUUACUAAAUUGUCUGUUGAUAAGACUUUUACAGUACAAAACACAUGGGAGAAAUCUAGUGUGGUCAGUGUCACUCCUAGACCAAGUGACCGAGUUUUGAUCAGAGACACCCUCAAAAACUGAUGCGAAGAGCCUGGAUACGGGAAAAGUGACCGAUCGACAUUGUGAUACCCUUCCGGAAUUUAAGGGUACUUUUCACCUCACUAUUGUGUUAUUAUGUAAAACUUGAUUACUUAUGAUUUUCAGGUAGAUGAGAUACUGUUUAAGGUAGAAUUUAUAGAAUGACUUUAUAGAUGAUCAUAGGAUAAGUUAAUAGAUGUCAAAUAGGCAAGUGUUUGUCCAAAGUAAGUUAAGGUAUUGAAUUGUUUUUGUUACUUUUCUUAUUUAUAUUUGUAUCGUUAGGAAAUAAUAUUUUGUCUACUUACUUCGAAUAUAUUCUGUUUUAGAAAAUGUCUAACCUGUAGUGAAUACCAGCAAAAGAGAAUAAACGACCACACAAAAGCAGUGGUCUCUGUGACAUGA
This is a messenger RNA of Branchiostoma floridae (Florida lancelet), 1630 nucleotides long. RefSeq names its product zinc finger protein 239-like. Gene Ontology annotation, molecular function: DNA-binding transcription factor activity, RNA polymerase II-specific; RNA polymerase II transcription regulatory region sequence-specific DNA binding. NCBI's taxonomy places the organism in Eukaryota, Metazoa, Chordata, Leptocardii, Amphioxiformes, Branchiostomatidae. The transcript is spliced from 2 exons. The record is from RefSeq and is a predicted model, not a curated record. Gene Ontology annotation, cellular component: nucleus. Bases 85 to 1116 code for a protein of 343 amino acids. Gene Ontology annotation, biological process: regulation of transcription by RNA polymerase II.